This is a messenger RNA of Scophthalmus maximus (turbot), 1427 nucleotides long. Its product is annotated as growth arrest and DNA damage-inducible protein GADD45 gamma-like. The transcript is spliced from 3 exons. Gene Ontology annotation, biological process: regulation of cell cycle. The coding region runs from base 139 to 573 and encodes 144 amino acids. Lineage: Eukaryota; Metazoa; Chordata; Actinopteri; Pleuronectiformes; Scophthalmidae. The record is from RefSeq and is a predicted model, not a curated record. Gene Ontology annotation, cellular component: cytoplasm; nucleus.
CCUCGACAGCCAAUCAGGGAGUGAGCGCGUGCCGGGGGUCUGCAGUAUAAAAGGCUGUCAGAUUGCUGGAAGCAGCACAAACCAAACUCCUCUCCUCUCGGCCUCAGUGUGUUGACAUCGGACCGCCUCAGCUGAACCAUGCAGUCUCCUGGAAAACCUCUGACGGAAGCGCUGCUCUGCGCCCGGAGCGAGGAGCGGCUCACCGUCGGCGUCUACGAGAGCGCCAAGAUCAUGACUGAUGACCCGGACAGCGUGUCCUUCUGCGUGCUGGCCACGGACGGGCGGUUCGAGUGCGACAUCGCGCUGCAGAUCCACUUCACCCUCAUCCAGUCGUUCUGCUUCGACAACGACAUCAGCAUCGUGCGCGUCAGCGACGUGCAGCGUCUGGCCCAGAUCGUCGGCGACGACAAGCAGCUGGAAGACGCGCACUGCGUCCUCAUCACGAACCCGGCCGACGGCUCGUGGGAGGACCCCGCUCUGGAGAAGCUGCACCUGUUCUGUGAGGAGAGCCGCCGUCUGAACGACUGGGUCCCGGAGGUCAGCCUCCCGGAGGUCAGCCUCCCCGGCCGCUGACCCGCCGGGACUCGGCUCCUCUCUUACGCUCGAGAUGCUGCGCAGCUUCUCAUCUGGAAAUGUAACUCAUCCUGACGAACAGGACGAGGCUUGUUUCUGCUCAUCCCUGGACGCUCCUGAGGAGGAUUCCCCGUCCAGGCUGCACGGCGCCGGGGCCGCCCCCUCCCGGAGGAGGAGGGGGGCCCCUCCCGUGAACCGUCGCCUCUCGUCCCGUCCAUGCCAAGAUGACUCUCAUUCUUUAUGUGAACGAGGUCGGGCAUGCCACGGGGGGCGACUCGUCGACCCUCAUUCUUUGUGCGGAUGAGGUCUGGAGAGGAAGGAGAAGCGACGCUCCCUGCGUCCCGCGGGUUCAGCCCCCGGAGAGCAGGAGCGACGCAUCGUUGACGCACGCGCAGCAGGAGAAGAAGCGGUGCGGAGGAGGAGGCGCCGGAUGAAAAGAGACUUUUUCAAACGGCGUCCUCUUCGCUGAGCAACACCACGACAACGUUGCCAUCAUCAGCGGAAAUGUUUCCCACUUUCCAGAAUUGUCUUAUAAUUCUCUAAAGGUUUCACUUUAGAAAUUUAACAAUGACAAAAAAAAAAAAAUAGUGAAAAAAGAAAGUGUCUAAAGGUUUCACUUUGGAUGUUUAACUUGGAGAAAAAAAUAAUUUUUUAAAUGAAAAAAAAGAAAGAAUUGAUUGAUUGAUUGUUGAAAACUGAAAAAUAAUAAUGAAAAAAGAAGCUAAAACUGAAAACAUGAAACUUCCUGAAGGUUUCACUGUUUGUUUUCUCUCUGUCGAAUGAAACAACUCGUUCACCACGUGUUUGAUUCUCUUGUGGGAUUUAAAGCCGAUAAAUAAAAAGAUUUGAAGGAA